Molecule: messenger RNA, 1827 nt
Organism: Aspergillus neoniger CBS 115656
Lineage: Eukaryota; Fungi; Ascomycota; Eurotiomycetes; Eurotiales; Aspergillaceae
Product: Zn(II)2Cys6 transcription factor
Exons: 9
Coding region: 1-1827 (608 amino acids)
Biological process (GO): positive regulation of transcription by RNA polymerase II
Cellular component (GO): nucleus
Molecular function (GO): zinc ion binding; transcription cis-regulatory region binding; DNA-binding transcription factor activity, RNA polymerase II-specific
Source: RefSeq, a predicted model, not a curated record
AUGCAACCGUUUACGUUCAGUCUCACCUGCCGUCAACGCCAUCUCAAAUGUGACAAGACGGGGUCCUCGUGCUUGCGAUGCCAGCGAUCGGGACGACAGUGUAUCCCGGCUCCGACGAAGACGGAAGAGGUCACUUUCCGACACGGGCAAAAUCCGUCGCUACGUCCAAAGGGCCCUCCCCGUUACGGAGAAAGCGACCUCGCGUUUCCUCCCGAUCAGAUAUGGGUUGGGAUGCCUGCGCAGGUCUCCUUCGAGGACGAGACAGAUCGUACAGCGGCCGACUAUCAUGUUCUCCCCGUGAAUCCUCCACCAGCACCUCGGAAAGACGCAGUCAAGCGUCGAUCUCUAGCUUCUGUGGCAACUCCCACAUCGUCGCAUGCCCUCCAGCCUGUACUGUCCCCGAGUGACACCACUCCCACCACAGCCUUUCCGCCACAGCGCCUGGACCCAGUCAAUCUACCUUUCGCAUUUGAUGAGCUCCGCGAUCGACAGAAAGUCGCAAGUUUCAAUGAGGCGUUCCUCCUUCGGCACUUCCGAAAAACGCUCGGCCCAUGGUUGGAUGUUUGCGAUCAUGAGAGACAUUUCUCUUUGGAUGUGGUGGAACGGGCACCUACGAAUCCCCUUCUACUCUACGCAUGUUUGGCUAUAGCAGCCCGUCAUCUCUCCCAUACAAAUCAUAAUAUUCCCCCGAAUACCGCAGAUGGAUAUCAUGAGCGGUGUAUCGGGAUACUCUUGCCUGUUCUGGAAAACAAAGAGAUUGAGAUCAGUAUUGAUAUCCUUCUUGCCUCUACCGUGAUAUUGCGCUUCUUCGAGCAAAUUUCCUCUCACAGCCCAUCGAACGACCUUCAGCGUCAUCUACUAGCCGGCUCAGUCUAUAUAAGUUCUCAGGUCGGAUGUGCUACAUCAGGCGGACUCGCAGAAGCUUCAUUUUGGGUUUUCGUGAUGCAAGAUAUCCAGUUUGCCUUGGCAUAUCAGAAACCACUGCGGUUGACACUGAGUCCAUUCGGGGAGAGACUGUACCUCUUAUGGCAGCACGACUCAUCUCAGAAAGAUCGAGAUUGGGCGCAUAGAGCCAUUUGGCUUCUUGCAGAGACGAUCAAUCACUGCUAUGGGGUGCAUGCAUCGCUGGAAAUGGAAGUGCUGGGUCGAAGUACCCUAAAACGAAGGAUCCAUGCUUGGGACUCGGAAAAGCCGGAUAUUUUUCGACCACUGCAUUACUCCGCUGCAGACCCAAGAAUUGGCAGGCCUUUUCCCGUGGUCUGGUUUACAAGGUCACUCCAUGCGAUCGCAGUACAACAUAUCUGUAUGGCGAAAGCUUUGAUCCUGCAACAGGAACUCAGGACCCUUUAUUCGACGCCUAGUCCACAAGAUAUUCAGAUGACCGAGGGAAACAUGACGCGGAGUCUGAGCAUUUUGUUCGGAAUUGCACUGUCUGUUGAUGACGAGAUAUCUCUGCGCGUCAUGGCAUGCCACGCACUGUGCGCCUGCGGCUCCUGGAUUCGUGACCCUCUAGCGCAGACAUGCUUGCUGGAUCUUCUUCGGAGGACCGAAGCUGAGAAUGGCUGGCCAUGGUCAUACAUGGUCCGGAAGCUAACCCAAGAGUGGCGCUUGACCGUCAGCAAGUGGGGAAAGGUCCAGCCAGUGCCGGAGUACGCCGGCUUGCAGACGCUGGCAGUCUGGCACGCCGACCCGCAAGACAGCUGUUUCCUCGCUAAUGCAGCCUCGGCCGAAUGGAGUCGGCUCCUUUCGCACUUUAUCACAAUAACGUGUGGGACCGGGGAGGAGGCUGUUGGGAUUCUACCUCGCUUAUUCGCCGUGGCGUGCUGA